Molecule: messenger RNA, 1637 nt
Organism: Drosophila rhopaloa
Lineage: Eukaryota; Metazoa; Arthropoda; Insecta; Diptera; Drosophilidae
Exons: 3
Coding region: 281-814 (177 amino acids)
Cellular component (GO): membrane
Source: RefSeq, a predicted model, not a curated record
AGUUCAGUCGACAAGCGACCGCCGUGGACAAAACAACGCAGCAAUCGCAUCGCGAUAUUGCCUUACUACCAGAUAUAUACAUAUAUAUGUACACACACUUUAUAUUUUAAAAUCAGAAGCGCGCGAGGGCGUCAUACAGAUAUAAAUAUAUAGAUAUAGAUAUAGCCGCCGAUCGACCAGUGGUUAUUUUUUGCCUUAUUUUUUUGUGACAAUCGCGACAAGUGUUUAAAAAUAGUUGCCCAGCUAAACUCCCCCGCCAACCACCAAAAGCAGCAACAAUAUGGUCGAGACCGUGGUCAACAUCGAACGCACAACAACAACAACGACGAACGGUCCGCCCGGUGGGGCAAACCCGGCCGUCGGAAGCAAUGGCGGUUUCGGAAGCGCCAUCCGCCUCAACAUCGACUAUUUCCGCACCACCCCGGGAAUUAUCAAAAUUGUUGAGUUUGUGCUGGGCAUUAUCUGCAUGGCCCUGGCCUCUCCGCCCCUGACCUCGGCCACCUCGUUCUUCAUGUUUGUGAUCGUGCUCUCGUUCAUCAUCACCAUUCUGCUGAUUGCCGCCUACUUCUUGGGCAUUCGCGAGGCCCUCAAUUUGAACAUCAACUGGAUAUUUGCUGAGCUGAUCACCACCGCCGUGCUGACGCUGCUGUACUUCAUCGGAUCCAUCGUCCAGCUGGCCAGGUGGUCGGAUGUUAUUGGCAAGGGUGCCGGCUCUAAUACGGCUGCCGGAGCUAUCGGACUAUUCAACUUUGUGGCCUACGCGGCGGGCGCAGUCUUCCUGUUCUUCGCCCACAGGUCCGGGGCCACCCACUAAGUCCGGCGAACUCAAGGCUGGAUCUUAGCGUAGAAUAAUAUCUAAUUGUUUACAGAAUAAGUGCAGUUUGCUUACUUGUAAUUUCGCCUCUUAUUUUUUGUCAACGUAUUAUUGUUUUUGUUGUUAAUUUAUGCGAGGACAUAUGCAAAUCGACACGGCAUGUGCGGUCAGCUCAAUGGAAAGCCAAGCCUUUCUCGACUUGAUGAGUUCUUAAUGUUAUUUUAAUGCCUAACUAACAUUUAAGUUAAAACCCACCCGCACAAGAACACAUCUAUGUCUAAGACUAGGGUGGGCGCUCCAAAGAAAUUGAAAAUAUUUAUAGAUGUCGGUGAAAUAGUUAUUGUAUACGUCUUAAUUUUAAAAGUAUAAUGAGUAAUACUUAUUUAGCUCAAAAAAAAAAUGUGGAACUAACAGUCCCACAAAUAUUUUUCGGAAAAUAUAAUUAGUCUUUAAAAAUAUUUCAGCCCUACAAUGGUUUGUAUUUAUUUUCUUCUAACUUUUUUAAUGCAAUUAUUUUGGUUUGUUAUAAUAUCUUUGUUCCAAUACUCCGACAAAAAAAAAUCACACUUUAAACACGCUUAAAAUUAUUGUUAAUUCAGGUUAAGAAAAAACAAUUUAUAUCGUUAAACGAAAGUGCUAGCCAGCUAGGAGAAAGGAAAACAAUUGUAGUAAACUUGAGAAAAUCUUAGUUAAAAGCGGCCCACCCUAGUCAAUACACACAUGCACCUAAAAACAAAAGAAAGAAAAACAACCACGCGACGAAAAAAAAACAAAGAGCGCGCAACAAAGAUUUAAGUUCAAUAAAUUAUUUGUAUUUUCUCAA